Molecule: messenger RNA, 741 nt
Organism: Fasciola hepatica (liver fluke)
Lineage: Eukaryota; Metazoa; Platyhelminthes; Trematoda; Plagiorchiida; Fasciolidae
Source: the annotation of a GenBank genome assembly
AUGUGCGGCAUCGUUCGCCUCAGUCAACGGCCCCAACCGCACAUAACUGGUGUUGUCGGUCAACGUAGUCCUAGAAGUCGAGAACAGCAGACCUCAGAGCACAGACUGAUUUUGAAGCAGAUGCAGCGGAACAAUGAACGGUUUGAACGACUCAAACGACCCACACAAAUGGAACUAUUGGACACGACCCCCGCAGAUUAUUCGGUUUCGGGAAAAGCUGCUUCAGGAGCCGUUGUGAGCGAGGAGACAUUGGGCAUGAUCCUAGCAGUCCCUACCGUGGACUCAAUGCUCCGGCAGUUUGUUUUGGAAGCUGAGAUUGAUUCUACCGCAAAAGAGCAUGCUGACCACCAGGAAGCUAUUGUGAAUAAAUCGUCCGAUGAAGAACUGUACAGUAUCGAUCAAGCAGUUUACACAGAAAACAUGGGUGAUCUGUUGUCGCGAAAGCACGAGUUUGCGACACACUUGGUGAGGGCACGUGAUCGGACGUGGUACGAACUGUAUGUGCUUAUCGAGGCCAAUACACAACAACUGCUGUUCUAUCGGACCAAGUCGGAUUAUAAUAAGCAAGACCCGUUGGCUCAUACAUUCCACAACGAACUCGGCUUAGAUUUAGGCAGAAAUCUAUUGACCGUUUCAGUCGCUACGGACUACACGAAACGUCCUCAUGUUUUUCGAAUUUUGAAUUCGAAUACUGGAGCAUCGUACUUAUUUCAAGCUCCCAAUAAGGAGACUUUGUCUUGA